Molecule: messenger RNA, 1392 nt
Organism: Pistacia vera
Lineage: Eukaryota; Viridiplantae; Streptophyta; Magnoliopsida; Sapindales; Anacardiaceae
Product: mediator of RNA polymerase II transcription subunit 19a
Exons: 8
Coding region: 417-1076 (219 amino acids)
Biological process (GO): positive regulation of transcription by RNA polymerase II
Cellular component (GO): mediator complex
Molecular function (GO): transcription factor binding; transcription coregulator activity
Source: RefSeq, a predicted model, not a curated record
AUAUAAGUAAAUCUCAAAAGUACUGAAACCAAAACCAAACGACACAGAUACAGACCAAUCCUCGUCGUUCGACUCCCCCAACUGUAACCCUCCAAACCCUAGUUUACCAACACAACUCUCCAUUCUCUGCUCUCUCAACUCUCCUUACUCUCUCUCUCCUUUCCCACUUUCUUUGAUCUGUCAAUUUCACCCAAUUUCCUCUCCCAAACCCUAGGCCCCGCUGUCCCAAUCUUUCAAUUUUUCGGAUUUGGUCCCUCAAUUCUUUUUUUCUUUCUGUUUUGGUUUCCACGGCGGAAUUUUCGACCGCCGACGAGAGAGGAGUUUGAAUUUUGCUGUUUUGACCUCGUGAUCUGAAGAGGAAUAUUUGUUGUUUGUGUCAGUUGAUAAUGAUUGAUGGUUUUGCAAAGCAUUGAGCUAUGGAUCCUGAAAGCAAGAAAUUUGGAAUAGGGGAUAGGGAACUUACUGGUGCUGUUGAUCUCAUAAGUCACUUCAAGUUGCUGCCCCAUCAUGAUUUUUUCUGCAAGCGAUCACUUCCUUUAUCAAUUUCAGACACUCAUUAUCUUCACAACGUGGUUGGGGACACAGAAAUCAGAAAAGGAGAAGGGAUGCAACUGGAUCAGCUUAUUCAAAGUACAUCAUUUUCCAGAGAUACUAAUGCAAGGAUACAGCCUUUUGACUUGGAUGUCCUCAGAGAGGCCUUUCAAUUGAGGGAAACUUCUCCUGUUGAGUUGCCUCCUGCAGAGAAGGGGACUCCCACGAUUGCCGGGAAAUUGAAAAGUGAGUCCAAAGACAAGGAGAGGAAGCAUAAAAAGCACAAAGAUAGAGAUAAGGAGAAGGACAGAGAACAUAAGAAGCGCAAGCACCGUCAUAAAGAUCGAAGUAAGGAUAAAGACAAGGAUAAGAAGAAGGACAGGGGUGGGCAUCAUGAUUCUGGUGCUGACCCAUCAAAGAAACACCAUGAGAAGAAAAGGAAGCAUGAUGGAGAUGAAGAUCUUAAUGACGUUCAAAGGCAAAAAAAAAGUAAGCAUAAGAACUCAAAGAUUGAUGAAAUGGGUGCAAUAAAGGUAGCAGGCUGAAGAAGUGGCAUACAAUAGUUCAUUUAUUGUCUCAGAUGGUUGUUGUUGAGAGUUUGGAGGGGUUUUCCACUUGGAUGAUGUCAAAUAGCUUGAGAUUAGAACUGACUAAAGAAUGUUAAGAAGGUGAAUUCACCAGUGAAGUGUGUGGAUGCAAGUUUUUAUGGCGCAUUGGAUAUCUCAGCCUGUACACAUUAUUGUAACCUUUUUCUUCAUCCUUUUUAGAAGUCCAAAGUUAAGUUUUAUGAUCAGUUAAAAUUGGGGUUUUGCCACUAUGAAAUGUAGGAAGAUUGGAACAAGAAAGGAAAUGUGAAUAUCG